This is a messenger RNA of Solea senegalensis (Senegalese sole), 4956 nucleotides long. RefSeq names its product coiled-coil domain containing 107 (gene ccdc107). Gene Ontology annotation, cellular component: neuronal cell body; neuron projection; intracellular membrane-bounded organelle. The record is from RefSeq and is a predicted model, not a curated record. The transcript is spliced from 6 exons. NCBI's taxonomy places the organism in Eukaryota, Metazoa, Chordata, Actinopteri, Pleuronectiformes, Soleidae. Gene Ontology annotation, biological process: synaptic transmission, cholinergic; protein localization to cell surface. Bases 219 to 1205 code for a protein of 328 amino acids.
CUCGUCAGCAGAGUGGAGCAGCUUAGCUGCAGCUGGACCUACUUGCUGUCUAGGGCCGAACAGGCUGUUUCUCAUGUCAAAUGUCACUUUGUUUUCACUCCUCAGUCGCCUAACAGCCGGACGCUUCCUUCCGGGCUGCCCUCUCUUCUCACGAGUCUGUUAGCGGUUCUCUGUGGUCAUUUCUGGCCGCUGUCUUGUCUCGUGGCUUUCGCGGCAGGAUGGUUUUGUCAACAUCACAACAAGUCGCCCUGGCUUUUACGGCCGUGCUCUUCACGUUUGUCGUCCUGCCGAAGAUGUUUGGUGUCGGCGGCGGCGCCGGGGCGAAGGACACUCGGAUGGACCCUCGGUACUCCAGAAAAGGUCCUGGCCCGGGUGGGCUCAGAAAUCACCCCAUCAGUGGGCCUGGCUCUCCUCAGUCCCCUGAGAACAUGCAGCAUAUGAAGAAGCUGAUGGAGCAAGAGCUGAAGAAUGACAAGUUCAAAUCCAACAACAACAACAAGGGCUAUGUUUUCACACUGAUGCCACUGUACGCCAUUGGAGUCGGUGUGUUUGCAGCCUACAAGUUCCUGAAGAUCAGGUCUGCUGAUGACCAGGCACAGAGGGACAAAUUUGCAAAAGGGGCCAAAAAAUCAGUGGAGGCAGAAAACCAGUUGAAUGAGCUGGAACAAAGGCUGGCACAGACUGAAAGGAUGCUCAAUUCUAUCCUCACACAGCUGGACCCGCUCACUAACUGUGUGAAAUCAGUGGCACAGGAGCAGAAAAACGAGAUCAUGUCUCAACUCCAAACCAUCCGCUACCUGAUGAAGAAGAGAGGGAUGGACUGUCCACCACUGAGGGUCAAUGAGGUGUCAUGUGAGCGUAACCUGGACAACCUGAUUGAGUCCCUUGGGGCCGAUGACUUCACAACAGCAGACAAUGUGACUCCAGGAGCAGCGGAGGCUCCAGAGAAAGUCCAUCAGAAACAGUCAGAGGCGACAGAUGAAGCCGCAGCAGAGGCUGAGGAGACGAAGGAGCUGGAACCAGAGCAUUCUGAAGAUGAAGUGGAGAAAGAAGUUGCAUCAGAAGAAGAGGAGGAGGAAGAGGAGGAAGAGGAAGAGGGAGUGGAGAAAAUUGAGCACAUGCCUUCACUCGAGGACUCUUACGAACCAAACACUGAGGAGGUGUUGCUCGCAUCAGGGCUGAGACGACGCACCAGGCCUGAAUGACCUCACUGCACGACUGCGCUGCACUCUAUAGAUAUAAUUGUGAUAUUAUUUAUUAUCUGAAAGGCUUUCCUUCCAAAAAUACUCUUUACUUAUUCAUCAAAGACAUAGUAUGCAUUAAUAAGAGACAUUAACCUCAUGGGAGACAGGGCUGUGUUUACUUAUGUCAGUCAGAAAGAUCAACACAGAGACAAGAUCAUUUAAACAAGGUCAGUAGAAACAUCUCCUCUUAAUUUAUUUAAAGCUCUAAGGCUUUGUUUAGACUGCAGCCCAAAUCAGAUUUGUUAGCAUACCCGAUCAGAAUCUGAUCUUCCUGACCAACACAGCCAAUUUGCGUGACAUGGUCUCGUCUGCCACAUAUAGUUACAGGCCACGCCCUGGACAACAGUAGUCUAAACAAAAUAAAUAUAUGGAUGACAGAAAUCUGUGCCUCUUUCUGUCCUAUAGUUAUAGUUAUGUGGAGCUUCGGCGCAAACGUUCUUCAGAUGUUUAAACCAUUGUCUUCCACUUUGUCGAUCGUUUAACGCGCCUCUGAUCGCAAUCGCAUUCAAAACCACCUCCAUGCGUGGUUUGAAUCCGCAUUGAACAAACUGGAUCGGAGCUCAUGUGUCAUUUAGCUGUUCAGACUGCCAAAAAUGAGGUUGGUUACAAUCUGGAUAUACUUUUCAAUUCCAAUCUGGGCUGCAGUCUAAACAAGACCUGAGGAAAGGUUGUCCUCCUCAUUGUCAUAUUGUCCGUUAGCCCGUCCAGCACCGUGUGUCACACCUGCCCACUGUCAAGCAUUGACAUGACAGGUACAUCAGCUGUGAGCACACGUGAUAUGCUCUUAUUAGAUACUGCACGUGUUCUGCUGCUGUAAUGACACCAGGAGAUAAUUUGUUUAUUUAUUAGGAUCCCCGUUAGCCGUCUGCUAUAGCAUGGCUAGUCUUCCUGGGGAUCCACAACAAGUCGUAAUCACACAGUAGAUUUGAACCGUAAAAGGAACACACAAGAAGAAGAAUAUAAGCAACAAUUGAACUGAUACAAUGACAGCAUAGCAAACAAUUUUAAAUAAUAAAUAUUAAGCAUAAUAAUGACAAAAAAAUGUGUUAAAUCAAUAGAUUUACCCCAACAAAAUGACAAGGUAGUUAAAGCGCAGGAAAGUGACAACAAUGUUUGGUAACAGUUUUUCUCAUCUCUUGUAGAUAACUUUAUUCUCGAUCUGUUUAAUAUGAAUUACUAAACUGUUCCAGGCAGAAAAACCUUUAUACUGAACAGUUUUCUUCAAAAAAUGGUAAAACCAAUGUCACAAGCCCAUGGCAAAAGCCACUAUGUAGGAGUUUAAUAGGAGUUUAAGAUUAAUAGAUUAUUUUUUAUUAUCUAUUUAUCUGUGUACUAUUUACUCGAUUAAUUGUUUGGUCCAGAAAAUUUCAGAAAAUGUUGAAAAGUGGCGAUUGGAAAUGAUGAUGUUCUCAAAUGUCUUGUUUUGCCCUUAAACCAAAAUUAAUCAACUUUUAUGAGCAAAGAAACUAAGAACAUGUUUAUAUUUAUAGAAGCUGAAAUAUCAAAAAACCCCACUGAUUAACCGAUUCUGAAUAUAAUUGCAAAAAAAUAUUGGUGUCAAGGUUCUAAUAUUGGUAUCUCUAUCAGACGUGAAAAAGUGUCAUUGAGCCGUCCCUAGUGUGGACACAUCAACAGAAGUGGGGAAAAGCUGUUCAAAGUUGCCAUUUUGCCAACAUGUAAACAAUUUAUAGUUAAGUUAUACAUGUGGCUCACAUACACACCAAAAGAGACUCUUGAGCCAUUAAAACUAUGCUUAUAGUUGUCAAACUACAUUAUAUUCAUUCAGUAUGAAGAGUGAUGCCGAAGAGGAAUAUAAGAGGAAUAUAAGUGAAUGUGUUUCUGUCACCUUGUGACGUCUUCUCUGUUUGAUUCUCUGUUCUUGUUGUUUCAGACAAACCACAGGUUGUCACUACAUGGGCUUAGUCUUUGUGCUGACGUGAAAAUAGAGCCUUUAAUGUCCUGUUCUUUCCCGUUGCCACUCAUUUGAUGACACUAAUGAUCACCAUUUUUAAACUUCACAAUGAAAUGACUUGCUCUGUCAUCGGUUUAGAUUUGCACCUGUCUCUUCUCCAGGCUAAAAAAUAGGCUGUGUGUGUCUGUGUGUGUGUGUGUCUGUAUGUCUGUGUGUGUGUGUCUGUGUGUGUGUGUGUGUGUGUGUGUGUGUGUGUGUGUGUGUGUGUUGCUGCCAGUUUUGCCUUUACAGGCUUGUUGCCUUCACGGUCAACAUGCUGCCAAACAUCUGCAACUGCCAUUAUGGCUGCAUUCCAUUUAGUUUUAGCUGGCCCACUGACAUGUAUCACUGAGACUAAACAUCACUCGUUCAUGUUUGUUGCUGUUAAAGAGUCUGUUUAUGACAUUAUUUUAAAAACGCUUCACUCUAACCCUCAGGUUGAGAUUGUUAUAGACUCUGGUCGCUUUAUUAGGUACACAGGUCCACCUGAUGAAGUGGCACCCAGUGUACGUUUCUGCUGCUGUGGCUCAUGUUGUGUGUUCAGAGAUGGUCUUCAACUGAACCCAACGGUUUUCUCUCUAUCAUUUCAAUCAAGACUGGACAUUUGUCUGACCUCUGGCAUCAACUAGACAUUUUCUCCCAGAGAGAGAGAGAGAACUGCUGCCCGCUAUAUAUUUUCUGUUAAAUAGAAAUAGUUGUGUGUGUGAAAAUCCUCACUUAAAUCAACGUUUCUUCCUUAUUCUGAUGCUCAGUUUGAACUUCAGAAGCUCUUCUUAAAAAUGUCUGCAUGCCUACAUGCACUGAGUUGCUGCCAGGUGAUUAGAUAUUUGUGUUAACGGGUGUACCUAAUAUUGUGGCUUGACACUUAAUAACAAAUCAAAUGAAAGUGUGACCUUGAUGAAAUGCAUAGAAAUCUUACCAUCAAAAUGUAAAUAUCUUAUUUUUUGAGUAUUUAAAUAUGUAUUUAGAUUAUUUUUUGUCCCAUAAAAGGAUUGGCAUUAAUGCUGUUGGAUGUGACUGCAGAAUAUUACAACAUUUAUUUUAGAGGUUGGAACUCGGGCUGUUAAUGUAUCAAAUGAUAGAUGUGCAUGUUUUUUUGUUUGUUUUUUUCCUGUAACUUGUGCCUGCAUGAUGUUUUUCAAUUAUUCACCAUAAGGGAAAAUGACAAUCUUUUAAUGAGCUACAAACCUGAAGUCAACAUUUACACCUUUACUUUUAAAGGUGUGUCUCUGUUUGUCACAGCAUUGUGGUAUCACUGAAGCCUUAUAUUUUAAUGUUGUGGUUUCCUGGCAACUCACUGUAUGUCAACUUCCUGUCAGGCUGUCUCUAAAUGUACAAAGUACAUAUGUUGUCAUUUGUGCUGUCAGUUACAGCUACAACAACACCAUGAUCAAUUUUACAUCUUAUGUCCAUGUUUCUUCUUUUACAAAUAUUUUUAUUAUCGCUUUGCAGUUGAUGCUAAUUUAGUAAAAUGUGGAAAAACAAAUCACAGUAAAAUCACCACAACACAAUUAAAAUACAGUAAUUGUUGCAUUUGAGAGCUGAAAUGAAAUAUUUGAUCACUGCUGACACUUAAAAGUUUUACCUUUUGAAAUGACUGACACUUCUUAGUAUCACGAAACUUUGCCUUAACUUAUUCUGUACAUGUUUCCCCCUCCUUAAAACAAUUUUCCUUGUCUUGUUUGUUGUAUGUUUCUUAUGGGAACAAACGAAAUAUCCGCUUGUCUUAGUAGAAAAUAAAAGAAACAAAAAUAUAAAAAA